GCGAUAGGUAUAUGUACUAUUUUUGAUCUAGUCUCCAGUGCCUUAUGACCCAGUCAGACAUGAUCACGGCUUCCUACGCUCUUCCACACCAUCCCGAUUGUCGGUUCUAGCAGACCUUCCCUCAGCCUUUGAAGUCUGAGUGUCGAACCUCUUCGUUUCCUAUACCUUCUCCGGCCUUCUCCGAUCGCAAGAUCUUGAAUACAUCCGAGCAGUCUGAGUAUGCAUACGUCCAUGUCAGCGUCCCAGUGGGGUUCCCCCAUCGCUUCCAAAGCGAGCCCUUCUCAUUCAUGGGAUGACCUAUGUCCUCGCAUUCAUGGGAAGGCCUCGCUCAGAUAUUGGCAGCAGAAGGGUUUUUCGUCGUAGCACCGAAUCUCCUUGGACACGCAUGGAGACGGAGUACCGAAUAUCGUAUAUCCACCCUUGCAGAGGACCUGCGACCGUAUUUCGUCAUGGGCACGUCCUACGACGUAAUUAUAAGUCAUUCUCUUGCGGGCCCAGUGGCCUUGUCACUCUUGCCAUUCUCACCCAAAACGAAAGAACCCACUGUCAUACUCCUCGAUCCCUCCCUCGAGCUUACAGAGGAGAUGGUCAAAGGUUUCUAA
Messenger RNA from Suillus paluster, 602 nucleotides. RefSeq lists its product as uncharacterized. The transcript has 2 exons. The record is from RefSeq and is a predicted model, not a curated record. Lineage: Eukaryota; Fungi; Basidiomycota; Agaricomycetes; Boletales; Suillaceae. The annotation marks the transcript as partial.